This is a messenger RNA of Eublepharis macularius, 2108 nucleotides long. It is a transcript of the gene MFSD12, whose product is annotated as major facilitator superfamily domain containing 12. The coding region runs from base 244 to 1704 and encodes 486 amino acids. Gene Ontology annotation, biological process: carbohydrate transport. The record is from RefSeq and is a predicted model, not a curated record. The transcript has 10 exons. Gene Ontology annotation, molecular function: symporter activity. NCBI's taxonomy places the organism in Eukaryota, Metazoa, Chordata, Lepidosauria, Squamata, Eublepharidae. Gene Ontology annotation, cellular component: membrane.
UGGGGGUUCCUGCGAGGCCAUAAAAGCCGGUCUGCGGGGCAUGGCUCGGCAGAUGUUCCCGGUGGCGCCGGCUCUCCUCCGCCUCUCGGCGGGGCCCGCCCUCCGCGCUUGUCCGCCGCGCCCGAGCUGAUGCGCCCCGCUGGUGCGUUUUUACGCCGGGCUGGUGCUCCCGGGCGCCGGGGCAGGCUGUGAACCGCGGGGACGGGACGGGACUGGAGCCCCCCUCUUCGGCUCCCGGCGAGCAUGGACGAGCCGCUGGCCCUCCGGGUCCGCCUGAGCUACGCGGUGGGCCACUUCCUGAACGAUUUGUGCGCCUCGAUGUGGUUCACCUACUUGCUGGUCUAUUUCCACUCCGUCUUGGGCUACAGCAGCCGCCACGCGGGGGCGCUCCUGCUGGCGGGGCAAGUGGCCGACGGCAUCUGCACGCCCCUGGUGGGCUACGAGGCCGACCAGGCCGGCGGCUGCGGACGCUACGGCCGGAGGAAAUCCUGGCACUUAGUCGGAACCAUCAGCGUCCUCCUGUCCUUCCCUUUCAUCUUCAACCCCUGCCUGGGCUGCUCGGAGAAGACCCCCGAGUGGGCUGUCCUCAUCUACUUCAUCCCCUUUGUGGUUAUUUUCCAGUUUGGCUGGGCGGCUACCCAGAUCUCCCACCUCUCGCUCAUCCCAGAACUGGUCACCAGCGAUCAUGAGAAGGUGGAACUCACGGCCUUCAGGUAUGCCUUUACCGUUGUGGCGAACAUCACGGUGUAUGGCCUGGCCUGGCUCCUCUUGCACUUCGAGGUGGGCCGCAGGGGGACCAUGAACCUCGGCCGCCAAGAUAUCCCUGUCUUUCGGAACUUGUCGCUGAUUGUUGUGGCUGUGGGUGCCAUUUCCUCGUUGCUCUUUCAUCUUGGCACCCCAGAGAAGACCCGCCCGCUCAGUUGGGUACCUGAACCCGAGGAGAGCACGCCGCUGCUGUCUGAUAGCCAGAAGAGACCCGUUCGGCCCUACCUCCUCUGGAAACACUGGCUUCUAGAACCUGCCUUCUACCAGGUGGCGAUGCUGUACAUGGCCACGCGGCUCAUUGUCAACCUCUCUCAGACCUACAUCGCCAUGUACCUCACCAACUCUUUGAUGCUCCCAAAGAAAUACAUCGCCACCAUUCCUUUGGUCAUGUACAUCAGUGGUUUUCUCUCCUCCUUCCUGAUGAAAACUGUGAACAAACGGAUCGGCAGGAACCUCACCUACUUCUUUGGUUUGCUGAUCAUCCUGGUGUUUGCUUCCUGGGUGGCUCUAACUGGACAGAUGGGUGCGCAGGUUUAUGGGGCAGCCAUAUUACUUGGGGCCGGCUCAGCCACCAUCCUCGUGACAUCUCUCUCCAUGACUGCCGACCUUAUUGGCGCCAAUACGCACAGCGGUGCAUUUGUUUACGGGGCCAUGAGCUUCACGGACAAAGUCGCCAAUGGCCUUGCAGUGAUGCUUAUCCAGAACCUCCAUCCGUGCCCAACGAUGCUGUGCUGCCCCAGCUGUUUGGCCUUCUACCACUGGGUGAUGGUAGCUGUCACUGGUGGCAUUGCCGUGGUAGCCACCCUGUUCCUCGCCUGCAUCAUGAUAUGGCCCAUACGUAUCCGAUUCCAUGAUGUUUCCAUUAUGGGACUGGCAGGCUCGAGUCCAGGACAGCCUGGGCCUCCUGAGGAAGAAGAGGACGCCCGUGUAGUCAACUGAGGUGCCAUUUCCUAGGAUGGAGGCGGAGGGGGCGGGGGAGCUACCGAGGGGAGGGACUCAUUGUGGAGGACAAGGAGCCCAGAUGAGCCUUGAAUUUUAUCCUGAAUUUUUUUCCUCCUUCCAUGGACUAUUUUUUUCCAUCACCCCCACGCCUCCCGCACGUUUUGCACAGACAUUUCUUGUCGCUCACAAGUGAGCCAGUUUUGCACACCUAACACUAGUUUACUUUGCCUUGUGCCAGAAUAAAUCUCCCAGCCCUCCUUCCUUCCUUUUCAACCUCAUGAUGGACAGGUCACUUUGUUUUGUGUUUCCCUAGUCUUUUGUUUUAUUUUGUUUCUGUAAAAAAAACAAAAAACCGAUAUAUAAAGUUUUUUUUAAAAAAUAAAGCAAUCUUAAUCUCUUGA